UAUCUUUUAACAGGAAGUGACAGGUGCCCGCUGUUGGUUCCUAGCUCAGAAGUUGUAUUUUCAGUUUCGCGCUUUCGGUUUCAGUCGGUUGUUGCUACUAAAAAGAUACCUCAGAAUGGCAGACCCCACUGGCCUCAGUGAUACAGAUCCAACAUCAUUCUCAAAUCCAGAUAAAGUGGUUGUCACAGACAUUGAUCUAGAUCUUGAGGUGGACUUCAAACGUCAUGUUCUAACUGGUGUGGUUAAUCUCUCUCUUAAAAAGCUUAUUGAUGGUGUAGAUACAGUGAUUUUAGAUACGCGUGAUGUGACAGUUCACAGUGUGAUAGAUAAACAGACAGGUCAACAGCUUGAAUUUGUUUUGGGAGAGAAAUUGCCAGCUUUUGGAUCAAAACUGGAAGUAAGACUACCGACAACAGCUCAAAAAAGUUGUGAUAUUACCAUAAAGUAUGAGACUUCACCAGAAUGUAGUGCCCUGCAGUGGUUACGUCCAGAACAAACUGCUGGAAAAAGACAGCCAUACCUGUUCAGUCAGUGUCAGGCUAUACACUGCAGAAGUAUGAUUCCUUGUCAAGAUACACCAUAUGUUAAAUGUCCAUACACAGCAAAGAUUACAGCUCCCAUUGAAAUCAAGAUUUUAAUGAGCGCAUUGCUGGAGAAGUCCGAGCCAAGUCCAGAUACUGGGAAGACGGUGUACAGUUUCAGACAGAAAACACCAAUGCCAAGCUAUCUCAUUGCCAUUGUUGGUGGAGAUAUUGUCUCCAGGAAACUGGGACCAAGAAGUCACGUAUGGUCAGAGCCAGAAUUAGUGGAAAGAUCAGCAUUUGAGUUUGAUGAGACUGAGAAAAUGUUACAAACAGCUGAGGAUCUGCUUGGCCCCUAUGUUUGGGGUCACUAUGAUCUUUUGGUACUACCCCCAUCUUUCCCAUAUGGUGGAAUGGAAAAUCCUUGUCUCACCUUUGUGACUCCAACAUUACUGGCAGGAGAUCGUUCUCUGGCAGAUGUUGUAGCACACGAGAUUUCCCAUAGUUGGACUGGCAAUCUGGUAACAAAUAAAACAUGGGACGAUUUCUGGCUGAAUGAAGGAAAUACAAAGUUUGUGGAGAGAAAGAUUGUAGGAAAUCUUAAAGGAGGUGAAAAAUUACGACAGUUUCUUGCACACAAAGGCUGGACUAUAUUGACUGAAACAGUUGAUGUACUGGGUAAGGAGCAUGCCUAUACAAAGUUGGUACAGGACACAAGAGGUGUAGACCCCGAUGAUUCGUUCUCUUCCAUACCUUACGAGAAAGGACACGCCUUUCUGUUUUACCUUGAACAGCUCCUUGGAGGACCAGAUGUAUUUGAGCCAUUUAUGAAAGUAUAUAUAGAGAACUUCAAAUACAAGUCAAUAACAACAGCAGACUGGAAAGAUUUUCUUCUCUCGUACUUCUAUGAACAGACUGCAGCAGGAGUAUUUGACAAUGUGGACUGGGACGGUUGGUUGUACGGGGUAGGGAUGCCGCCAGUCAGACCUAGAUACGACAUGACUAUGGCUGAGAGUUGCGAGACACUUGCUAGGAGAUGGUUAGAUAGUAGUGAGGAACAGCUUACAGAUUUCACCUACAGUGACAUAGAAAAAUUCUUACCUGUACAAACUGAACAGUUCCUUGCAACAUUCCUAAACCACACACCACUGUCACAUGCCAAAAUUGUCAAAAUGAGGGACACAUACAAAUUCAGUGAAGUUCAAAACUCAGAAAUUAAAUUCCGGUGGUUACGUGUGUGUAUUCGAGCGCAAUAUGAACCUGCAAUACAGCCAGCAUUACAGUUUGUUACAGAGCAAGGCAGAAUGAAAUUUGUGAAGCCAAUUUACAGGGAUUUAUACAACGGGAAACAAGCCGGUCUCAAGCCCAAAUCCACAUUUGAAGCAAACAGGAACCAGAUGCAUAUACUACCGCGAACACAGUUCCAAAAGGUCCCUGUAUCCAGAAUAAUCAAAAUUUCAUCGACAUUUAAUCACAGAUAUACUAGUUAUUUAAAUCAGUAUUGA
This is a messenger RNA of Mercenaria mercenaria, 2026 nucleotides long. Its product is annotated as leukotriene A-4 hydrolase-like. Lineage: Eukaryota; Metazoa; Mollusca; Bivalvia; Venerida; Veneridae. Gene Ontology annotation, molecular function: zinc ion binding; aminopeptidase activity; epoxide hydrolase activity. Gene Ontology annotation, cellular component: cytosol. The record is from RefSeq and is a predicted model, not a curated record. Bases 116 to 2026 code for a protein of 636 amino acids. The transcript has 17 exons. Gene Ontology annotation, biological process: proteolysis; peptide catabolic process.